This is a messenger RNA of Ricinus communis (castor bean), 2010 nucleotides long. Its product is annotated as heat stress transcription factor A-3. Lineage: Eukaryota; Viridiplantae; Streptophyta; Magnoliopsida; Malpighiales; Euphorbiaceae. The record is from RefSeq and is a predicted model, not a curated record. The transcript is spliced from 2 exons. The coding region runs from base 353 to 1906 and encodes 517 amino acids. Gene Ontology annotation, biological process: regulation of transcription by RNA polymerase II. Gene Ontology annotation, molecular function: RNA polymerase II cis-regulatory region sequence-specific DNA binding; DNA-binding transcription factor activity. Gene Ontology annotation, cellular component: nucleus.
AUAUGGACCCAACUGUCGUCUAUGCUAUCAUAACCACUAAAACUACUUCUUAACCCAUCUUCCAGGUAACUAUACUCUCACACAGUUGCAGUGAACCCCACCUGAUCAGAAAAGGAAAAGAAACGCGCACACACGCACCCAACCAAAAUGAAUUCCAACCGUUGCCGUAGAAGACCACCCGAACUUUCACCGACUCACUUAAGAUUUUUAUCAAACUAUUUGUCGGCGGGGCCUUUAAAGCCACCUUAAAAUCCCAUUUUCACCUCAAAAACCUCACUGUCUCCAACCCAAGACUAUUUUAAAUUUCUUUCUUAAAAAACCAGCAUCUUUGAUUUCUUAUUACCUUUAACAAAUGAACCCAGAAGAUGAGAAAUCAUUUAAACCUACAGAUUCCGGUACAACUUCUUCUUCUUCCAAUUCAGAACCCGACAAGCCAUUAAUGGGCAGUUCUCAAUUUUACCCUUCUGUGUCUCCAUUUUCUUCUCCUUUAAUGGAGGUAUUUGAAUUCAGAGCAAACACCAUAUCUCCUACUGAUGAUGAUGACAUGGCAGCGGAAGUGCCUCAGCCACUUGCAAACUUACAUGAGAAUCCAAUACCGCCGUUUUUGUCGAAAACUUAUGAUUUGGUGAAUGAUCGGAUACUUGACCCGAUAAUCUCAUGGGGCUCCACAGGAGAGAGCUUUGUGGUUUGGGACCCAGUGGAGUUCUCUAGAGUUGUUCUUCCCAGGAAUUUCAAGCAUAACAAUUUCUCAAGUUUUGUCAGGCAACUCAAUACUUAUGGAUUUCGCAAGAUUGAUAGUGAUAAGUGGGAAUUUGCCAAUGAAGCUUUCAGGCGAGGCAAGAGGCAUCUGUUAAAAAAUAUUCAGAGGCGCAAACCGUUGCAAUCUCAGCAGGUUGGGAGCUAUACUGGGCCUCCUAUUGAAACAGGGUUAUCAGAACUGGAAAGUGAAAUAGAAAUAUUGAGGAAACAGAGGAGUAUGAUGAUGCAGGAGGUUGUAGAACUGCAGCAGCAGCAGCGUGGAUCUGUUCAUCAUAUGAAAACAGUGAAUCGGAGGCUUCAGGCAGCAGAGCAGAGGCAAAAGCAGAUGGUUUCAUUUUUGGCAAAGUUGUUUCAGAAUCCAGCAUUCUUGGCCCGUCUUAGGCAAAACAAGGAACAAGGGAAUAUUGGUUCAUCGAGGAUGAAGUAUGUCAAGCACCAGCAACUUGAACCAGGUCAAUCAGAAUCACGUUUGGAAGGGCAGGUUGUGAAGUACAGACCUGAAUGGAAAGAUGUCCCAUUAUCUUCCCUGGUCCCAGAUAUAAAUCCUGCUUCCUUUAAACAAUCUCCUGAUUACAACUUACAAGACAUGCUAGAAACUGGUGAGGAAGCAGUAGGCAUGGCAUUUCCAAUUGAGAAUGUUCCAUUAGAUGAGGUUGCCAUACUGGAUGAGCUAGUAGUGGCACAAGGCUGUAUCCAAAACCCUGCUCAAUAUGGAGAAGGGGCAUCAAACAUGAGAACUGAAGAUCCCCAGUUUAAAGGAAAGAAUAUUAUGAAUCCACAACAGGAAGUUGGUCCCGAAUAUUUCAUUGCUUUUCCUGAGGAUUUGGUGGCAGAGAAGGAUUUUCCAGAAUUCUCAUCGCCUGCAAUUGAUAGUAUUGUUAAGCAAGAGGAUGUGUGGAACAUGGAAUUUGACCCCCAAGCUUACAUGCCUAGUUCUAGCCAAGAAUUAUGGGGUAAUCUUGUCCCCUAUGAUGUGCCAGAAUUAGGAUCAAGUGCUGGUUUCUCAGAUAUCUGGGGUUUAGGUUCUCUACAAGCAGCAGGAAGUUCAGGCAUUCAUAAGCGGCCGGCUGAUGAAAACCCUACUGCCAAGCUUGAGGGUCAUGCUGACCAGCUGAAGGAUGAUAGCUUAAAGAAUAUAGAUCAAUAGGACUUAAUUUGCAUCUUGUAGUUAUAUAGGUUCUAUCUGUCCAUCAUCAUUAUUUAUAUACAAUAUUUGAUUGAAUAAAUGUUCUCAUUCUUUCUGCUUUUUCA